This is a messenger RNA of Laccaria bicolor S238N-H82, 261 nucleotides long. RefSeq lists its product as uncharacterized. The record is from RefSeq and is a predicted model, not a curated record. Bases 1 to 261 code for a protein of 86 amino acids. The transcript is spliced from 2 exons. Lineage: Eukaryota; Fungi; Basidiomycota; Agaricomycetes; Agaricales; Hydnangiaceae.
AUGACCAAUUCACCCCCCCCCCCCCCUCUUUCCAACAAUGGUCCAAUUCUACUCCGAAAUCCCAGACUUCCUCAUCCCCUGAAUGCAAUCCCAAAAGAUGUUCUGGGUCGCCCCCCUCUCUCUCCAACCGGCCACAUCAACGUCUCGCCAAAAGGGUACGAAGGGACUUUUAAUAUUGUCGAUAGGAAAACGGUUCGGUAUGAGGAUCUUAGUGGCAAUGGUGCGUAUUUGGACUUACUUCAAUGCCCAGGAGUUGGUUGA